Molecule: messenger RNA, 633 nt
Organism: Trichomonas vaginalis G3
Lineage: Eukaryota; Parabasalia; Trichomonadida; Trichomonadidae
Exons: 1
Source: RefSeq, a predicted model, not a curated record
AUGGAUAAUGUAGAUUUAAAAAUUUUAAUUGAUGAUUUAGUAUUUAAUCAAAAUUUUCUUAAUUAUUAUGAUUUAAAAGCAUAUCUUCAAAAAUAUGAUAACAAUAUAACGGGUGAUGAUAUGGAAUAUUAUUAUCCAUAUUAUAAAAAUGAAAUUUUGAAAUAUCAUGAUAAAAUAAUUUCUAAAAUUAAAGACAAAAUUAAAAAUAAUGAAUAUAUAAAGGGAAAAACUAAAUCACAACUUAAACAAUUGAAAGAUUUCAAAAAUAAAGUAUUAACAGAAGAAGAUAUUGAUGAAUUAUAUAAAUUAUAUAAUCCUGAGCCGCAAAAAACAAAGAUGCAAAACGCCCAGGUCCUUCAGACCAUAAGUGAUGCACAAGCUUUAAUUUAUGAUUCAUUAGUUAAACCACACUCAGCCCGACUUUUAAAUGAAGAUCAACUUUUGGAAUUCAUCCUUCAACAUAAACUCGAAGCGGGAAAGUAUAUCAAACCUUUAUAUACAGUAUAUUUAAAACAAAUGAAUAAAAUACAUCCAGAAUUAAUGAAAGGAGGAAUGAAAUCCAAAAUCAAAGCAGAUAAAAUUAAACCACUUGCAACACCAAAACCUCUAACAGUAGUACCUCCUCCUCCUUCA